Messenger RNA from Gastrolobium bilobum, 1223 nucleotides. Its product is annotated as protein CHLORORESPIRATORY REDUCTION 6, chloroplastic. Gene Ontology annotation, cellular component: chloroplast. Gene Ontology annotation, biological process: NAD(P)H dehydrogenase complex assembly. The transcript is spliced from 4 exons. The record is from RefSeq and is a predicted model, not a curated record. Lineage: Eukaryota; Viridiplantae; Streptophyta; Magnoliopsida; Fabales; Fabaceae. Bases 122 to 886 code for a protein of 254 amino acids.
ACGUAAGGUCUGAGGAUUUCGUAGAUAAAGAAAGAAACUGUAGUAACCGCUUCAGCCUGCAACUGUAAGCACAGGCACAGCACUUCAGUUACUACUGUUGAGAGCUGAAAGUGCAAAACUAAUGGCUACCCAUAUCAAAUUCAAACCUUUGCUUCCACUUUCUCAUUUGUCAAACCAAACCACUUGCCCUUUAACUUCAUGGGUUUCCUGCAUGCCCAUUUCCGAUCCCAUGGCUUCUCUUCCAAUUUCUCGUGCUGGGUAUCAGCGAGGAAAUGUUGCAGUCUCGGUUGCUUUCAACCCCCAAGGGAACUUUGACAUAUCUUUAUUUGACGACGAUGAUGCCUCUAAAGUUGCACCUCCUAUGCCCCCAACUGAAGGGCGAUUUGAUGUUGUUAUUGACAAUGAUGUUAUUUCUCGUCUUGACUUGUCCCCUUUUCAAGCUGCAACAGGCAUGAAAUCCCCUUUAUCUGUAAAACCAAAAGAAUUUCUUGAGCGUACAAUUGGCUUUACCAUCAACUACACUAAAGAAGAUCCUCAGGAUCCUCGAGAAUUAUCAGAGUUUCCUGAUAUUAGGCUAUGGUUUGUGAGACUUGAUGCUACUUAUCCAUGGUUACCAGUUUUGUUGGACUGGAGAGCUGGAGAGCUGGCUCGAUAUGCUGCUAUGUUGGUUCCACAUCAGAUGAAUAUGAGAAUGGGAGUUGUUUUCAAUCCAGAGGCGUUGGAAUUGUUUGCUGUGAAGAAAACUAUUAUUGUGUAUUCCUGGUUGAAGCAUCACAACAUUCCCAAGCCUAAAAUAAAGGUAAGUGAUAUGGCCAGAAUGCUUGGAUUUGGAAUUGGUGAUGAGCUAUAUGACUUAAUUGAGAACCAUCCAGUUGAUCUAUCAUAAAAAGGGCACCUAAAGAGUACUCAGAUUCACAUCCCAGAAUACGAGACCCUAAGCAUAAGAAUUUUUUUCUUGUUUCUGUUGAUCAUAUAUAUGAUGAAGUGUACCAGCACACAUUAAGAGCAACUAGACUUGCAAAGGAGCAAUGAGAUUAGCAGAGCAUAAGAGAGUCAUUAAAAUUAAAAAUAAAAAUAAAAAUUGAGCUAAGAGUGUAGUUUUUGAAACUUAAGUAACAUCACGAUAAGGGUUUGCUCAUUGCAUGAUUCCCAAAAGUUUCAUAUUCAGUGUUCACAAUUACCUGUUAGUGCAAAUUUAUUCUAUUCAAAGUACCUUUUCGGUA